AUGCCCUACGCUGCCGCUUCCGCUAACGGUCGAAACGUCGUCGUCGGGAACCGACUCUUCCACGGUCAAGUAAAGGCCGAUAACGUCGUCACCCAGAAGCCGGCGCCCGGUAUCGGCAGUUCGGUGGCCAACGCCGUUACCCGCAUCAACAAGUGCGCGGCCAAGUUUAACAAGGCCUCGUACAACGCACUCCCGUGCGAUAACUGCGAGACGUGGUCGAACCACGGUUCGGACACGUCGGGGAUGAUCUUCCAGGCGCCGUGCAAGAGCGUCAUGAAGAAGGACAAGUUCGGCCGCGUCUGGCCUCAAUCUUGUCUCGAAUGUCAAGCUAGGUCGGCCUCGAACUGUUCGUGUCUCGACCUUCCGUACUUGCGCUUGAACGAGGCGAUUCAAGCCGCCAACAACUUGCUCGGGGUGGUGAGCGGCACUUUGUCGGCCAUUACCGACAAGGCCCAGCGCCAGGCCCUCGAGAAGCAGGUCGAGGAGGCGCGAAACCUCCUCGCCGAGUACGACGAGCCCGAGGAGGAGGUCGUCGUCUUGGGGAACGCCAACGAGCAGAACGGCGCCUCGGUCGUUUCGGGCUGA
Molecule: messenger RNA, 585 nt
Organism: Filobasidium floriforme
Lineage: Eukaryota; Fungi; Basidiomycota; Tremellomycetes; Filobasidiales; Filobasidiaceae
Exons: 4
Coding region: 1-585 (194 amino acids)
Source: RefSeq, a predicted model, not a curated record